This is a messenger RNA of Menidia menidia (Atlantic silverside), 849 nucleotides long. NCBI's taxonomy places the organism in Eukaryota, Metazoa, Chordata, Actinopteri, Atheriniformes, Atherinopsidae. The record is from the annotation of a GenBank genome assembly.
AUGGCCUCUCGGGAGACUAUUAACGACUUGGGGUGCAGUUCCUCGGAGGAGGACGGUAACCGACUGGACUCGCCGGAGCCGGAGGGACCGCGCGAGGAGAAGAAAUCUCCGGUCGCGCGACGACAUCACCCGUUCAGCGUCGAGGCGCUCAUGUCCGGGACGAACACGGACACCCGGGACGGGGACUCCGUCCGCUGUAUAUCCAAGGGCGGCUCGGUGGUGGCGUCCGCCGCAGAUUUAAACUCUUUGUAUCUGUGCCGGGAGACGUGUAGCCCCCCCGUGGGCGGCCGCGGGAGUUUGACGAACACGCCGUCGUCUCCGGUUAAAUCCGAGGUGUCGGAGUCAGAGGAGUGCGCGCCGUGGGUUCCCCCCGGAGGGUUCCCCGCACAGCCGCAUCAUGUCAGUGCGGGCUGUCAGCUGAGGAAACACAAGACCAACCGGAAGCCCCGCACUCCCUUCACCACGUCCCAGCUCCUGGCCCUGGAGAGGAAGUUCAGGCAGAAGCAGUACCUGUCCAUCGCCGAGCGGGCCGAGUUCUCCUCCUCCCUGACCCUGACAGAGACCCAGGUCAAGAUCUGGUUCCAGAAUCGGCGGGCCAAGGCCAAGAGGCUCCAGGAGGCCGAGCUGGAGAAACUCAAGAUGGCGGCCGACGCCAAGACGGCGGCGGCGGCGGCCUCGGCCGCGGGAGGUUUACACCCGGGCUUCACGUUGCCGCUGUCGCUGGGCGCCAUGUCGCUGUACGGACAGGCGUACUCUGCCUACCACCACCACCACAGACCCAUUCUGCCCAUUUCACCUCUGGGACUGUACGCGGCGCCUCUGGGCUACAGCAUGUACCACUUAUCAUAA